Cyprinodon tularosa is the source of this 970-nucleotide messenger RNA. RefSeq names its product ankyrin repeat and SOCS box protein 13-like. The transcript is spliced from 6 exons. The record is from RefSeq and is a predicted model, not a curated record. Gene Ontology annotation, biological process: protein ubiquitination; positive regulation of protein catabolic process. Bases 116 to 958 code for a protein of 280 amino acids. Lineage: Eukaryota; Metazoa; Chordata; Actinopteri; Cyprinodontiformes; Cyprinodontidae. Gene Ontology annotation, molecular function: protein binding.
CGGAGGAGGAGGGAGGGGUGUGUCACGUGACGGUGCAGCGCGCGAGCUCCAUAGGCGGCUGUUUACAAACAAUCAGCUGUUAUUAAGGCCGCUUCCUGUGGAAGACUGAAGCAGGAUGGAAGUGGAGGUUUCUCAGUCCUGUUACGUUGGAGACAUCGGCUGCUGGGCUGAGAGAACGGAGGUCCACAAGGCGGCGUCCCUUGGCCACGCCUCUCACCUGCAGCGCCUCAUACAGAGCGGCGCUUCGGUCAACGUGGUGGCUGUGGACUCCAUCACCCCGCUCCAUGAGGCCUGCCUACGGGGGCAGGCCCAGUGUGUGCAGCUGCUGCUGGACGCUGGAGCACAGGUGGAUGCCAGGAACGUGGAUGGAAGCACGCCGCUGUGCGACGCCUGUUCCUCUGGGAGUCUGGAGUGUGUGAAGCUGCUGCUGGAUCAUGGUGCCAUGGCUAACCCCGCCCUCACCUCCCGCACCGCCUCCCCUCUUCAUGAAGCCUGCAUGGGAGGUAACUCAGACUGUGUGAAGCUGCUGAUUGCCAUGGGCGCUUCUCUAGAGGCAUACGACCUUUACUACGGCACCCCGCUGCACGUGGCUUGUGUUAACGCGCACACCGAUUGUGUUAAAGUUCUUCUCAAUGCAGGUGCUAAAGUCAAUUCUGCUCGGCUACAUGAGACUCCGCUGCACCAUGCAGCUAAACAUAUGAGCGUUGAGAUGAUUGAGACACUGGUAGAGUUUGGGGCUAACAUCUACGCCAGAGAUCAACACAACAGGAAACCGGUGGAUUACACCACACCUGGCUCUCCCUCUGAAGCCUGCCUGCAGUUUUAUGAGUCCAGACCAAUGACUCUGCAGCAGCUCAGCCGGUUGGCGGUGAGGAGGAAGUUGGGAACCACAGCUCUAAACGCUAUAGCUCAACUCGAUGUGCCAAGGCUAAUCAUCAGCUUCCUCUGCUAUCAGUGACUCAUCUUCUUG